Messenger RNA from Rhopalosiphum padi (bird cherry-oat aphid), 2388 nucleotides. RefSeq lists its product as uncharacterized. NCBI's taxonomy places the organism in Eukaryota, Metazoa, Arthropoda, Insecta, Hemiptera, Aphididae. The record is from RefSeq and is a predicted model, not a curated record. The transcript is spliced from 13 exons. Bases 1 to 2388 code for a protein of 795 amino acids.
AUGGUUCAUGGAAAUGCUAAAACUAAAAAAAAAAUAUAUCAAUCUAGAAUAUCAAUCAAUCAUUGGAAAACAAAGUUUAAAUGUUUGUCACAUCAAAUAAGGACAUUAGUAAAUAGUACAAAAAGUGAUAAAAAUACAAAACUUUUAAAUAUUCAAGAUAAAAAUGUAAAGGAUACAACAUUAUGUUCAAAUAUUGGAGUUGACAAGCAAGCAAAUGAUAUUGAUAUAAAGAAAAAAGUUUCCACAGAAUUAAAAAGUGAUAUUACACCAGACAAUUUGAAAACUUACAAUUACAAGCCACAUACAAUUGAAAGAUGUAUGAAUAAGAGUAUUGAUUAUGAGGAUGAUAUAAUUAUUAUUAGUGACAACGAAGAUAAUGAUUCUAAUUUUAAUUUUUGUGAAGUUGAUAAUGAAGAGGUUAAUAACGAAAUUAAUGAAAUUAAUAAAAUUGAUUUAAAGGAUUAUGAAUCAAUGAUAUUCACAGAUCUUAAAAAAAAUUGGCCUACAAUUUUAAAAAAAAUGAGUGAUCCUUUGACAGGAAAUAAGGUAUUUGAAAGUAUUUUAUUAAACAAAUUAUUAUUUCGGAUGGUUCAUGGAAAUGCUAAAACUAAAAAAAAAAUAUAUCAAUCUAGAAUAUCAAUCAAUCAUUGGAAAACAAAGUUUAAAUGUUUGUCACAUCAAAUAAGGACAUUAGUAAAUAGUACAAAAAGUGAUAAAAAUACAAAACUUUUAAAUAUUCAAGAUAAAAAUGUAAAGGAUACAACAUUAUGUUCAAAUAUUGGAGUUGACAAGCAAGCAAAUGAUAUUGAUAUAAAGAAAAAAGUUUCCACAGAAUUAAAAAGUGAUAUUACACCAGACAAUUUGAAAACUUACAAUUACAAGCCACAUACAAUUGAAAGAUGUAUGAAUAAGAGUAUUGAUUAUGAGGAUGAUAUAAUUAUUAUUAGUGACAACGAAGAUAAUGAUUCUAAUUUUAAUUUUUGUGAAGUUGAUAAUGAAGAGGUUAAUAACGAAAUUAAUGAAAUUAAUAAAAUUGAUUUAAAGGAUUAUGAAUCAAUGAUAUUCACAGAUCUUAAAAAAAAUUGGCCUACAAUUUUAAAAAAAAUGAGUGAUCCUUUGACAGGAAAUAAGGUAUUUGAAAGUAUUUUAUUAAACAAAUUAUUAUUUCGGAUGGUUCAUGGAAAUGCUAAAACUAAAAAAAAAAUAUAUCAAUCUAGAAUAUCAAUCAAUCAUUGGAAAACAAAGUUUAAAUGUUUGUCACAUCAAAUAAGGACAUUAGUAAAUAGUACAAAAAGUGAUAAAAAUACAAAACUUUUAAAUAUUCAAGAUAAAAAUGUAAAGGAUACAACAUUAUGUUCAAAUAUUGGAGUUGACAAGCAAGCAAAUGAUAUUGAUAUAAAGAAAAAAGUUUCCACAGAAUUAAAAAGUGAUAUUACACCAGACAAUUUGAAAACUUACAAUUACAAGCCACAUACAAUUGAAAGAUGUAUGAAUAAGAGUAUUGAUUAUGAGGAUGAUAUAAUUAUUAUUAGUGACAACGAAGAUAAUGAUUCUAAUUUUAAUUUUUGUGAAGUUGAUAAUGAAGAGGUUAAUAACGAAAUUAAUGAAAUUAAUAAAAUUGAUUUAAAGGAUUAUGAAUCAAUGAUAUUCACAGAUCUUAAAAAAAAUUGGCCUACAAUUUUAAAAAAAAUGAGUGAUCCUUUGACAGGAAAUAAGGUAUUUGAAAGUAUUUUAUUAAACAAAUUAUUAUUUCGGAUGGUUCAUGGAAAUGCUAAAACUAAAAAAAAAAUAUAUCAAUCUAGAAUAUCUAUCAAUCAUUGGAAAACAAAGUUUAAAUGUUUGUCACAUCAAAUAAGGACAUUAGUAAAUAGUACAAAAAGUGAUAAAAAUACAAAACUUUUAAAUAUUCAAGAUAAAAAUGUAAAGGAUACAACAUUAUGUUCAAAUAUUGGAGUUGACAAGCAAGCAAAUGAUAUUGAUAUAAAGAAAAAAGUUUCCACAGAAUUAAAAAGUGAUAUUACACCAGACAAUUUGAAAACUUACAAUUACAAGCCACAUACAAUUGAAAGAUGUAUGAAUAAGAGUAUUGAUUAUGAGGAUGAUAUAAUUAUUAUUAGUGACAACGAAGAUAAUGAUUCUAAUUUUAAUUUUUGUGAAGUUGAUAAUGAAGAGGUUAAUAACGAAAUUAAUGAAAUUAAUAAAAUUGAUUUAAAGGAUUAUGAAUCAAUGAUAUUCACAGAUCUUAAAAAAAAUUGGCCUACAAUUUUAAAAAAAAUGAGUGAUCCUUUGACAGGAAAUAAGGUAUUUGAAAGUAUUUUAUUAAACAAAUUAUUAUUUCGGAUGGUUCAUGGAAAUGCUAAAACUAAAAAAAAAAAUAUAUCAAUCUAG